AACAUACACAUGGCAAAGGAAGUAGUAGACCACAUCAACAUUAAUUACUAACAAUGGCUAAGAACUAUCCUUGCCCCAGAAGAGAUGAGAGCUUGGGUGAGACUCACUUUGGGACCAGUGUACCCGAUCCUUACAGAUGGCUGGAAGACCCAGACAGUGAAGAGACUCAGGGAUUUGUUAAGGCUCAGAACGAAAUCAGUCAACCAUACCUCGCCAGCUGUCCAGUCAGAAACAAGUUCCAUGCCAGGAUGACUGAUUUGUAUAACUAUCCAAAGUACUCUGCACCUUUCAAGAGAGGAACUCGCUACUUCUACCGAUACAACACAGGUCUUCAAAACCAAAGUGUCUACUAUGUGCAGUCCUCAUUGGAGGCAGAGGCAGAGGUGUUCUUGGAUCCUAACCUUCUCUCUGAUGAUGGCACAGUGGCACUCAGUAUGUCACAGUUCUCAGAAGAUGGGGAACUGUUUGCAUACGGUCUGAGUGAGAGUGGCUCUGACUGGAACACCAUCAAGGUGAUGCAAGUCUCCACUAAAGAGAACCAGGGAGAUGAGCUCAAGUGGGUCAAAUUCUCCUCCAUUGCUUGGACACAUGACAACAAAGGCUUCUUCUAUCAGAGAUAUCCUGAGGUUGUGACAGAGUCUGAGGGGACGGAGACGACUCAAGUGCUGGACCACAAGGUGUACUACCAUGUGGUGGGAUCCCCUCAGUCAGAGGACGCCCUCUGUUACCAGGACCUCGAACACAGGGACUGGCUCUUCUCCGUGGAAGUGAGUGAUUGUGGUCGCUAUGUUAUCCUAUACGUGUCGAGAGGGGCGGAACCUCGGAACAAGCUCUAUUACUCGGACCUGGAGCAGUUACCAGGACAACAGAUCACUGGACCUUUGAACAUGGAGAAACUGAUUGAUGAUUUUGAUGCAUCCUGGGAUUUCAUCUGUAACCAUGGCACCGUGUUUACGUUCAAGACCGACUUUGAAGCUCCACGAUAUCGCCUCGUGAAUAUUGACAUCACACAACCCACAAAGGAUAGUUGGGUGACCCUCGUUUCAGAGCACCCCAAGGACGUGUUGGAGUGGGCAGCAUGUGUCAACACCACUAAACUAGUGCUCUGCUACCUCAGUGAUGUCAAGUCGAUACUCAGCCUCUACUCUCUUCAAGACGGCAGCUUUAUCAAGAACUUUCCUCUGGAGGUGGGCUCUGUCACAAGCUUCUCGGGUCGCUUCAAGGACACAGAGAUCUUCUAUAGCUUCAUGUCCUUCCUCACACCUGGAGUGAUAUACCAUUGUGACCUCACUCAAGAUGAACUAAACCCAACCGUGUUUCGUGAGAUUAAAGUUGAAGGUUUUGAUGCGUCUCAGUACACCACCAAGCAGAUCUUCUAUCCCAGCAAAGAUGGCACCAACAUACCCAUGUUCAUUGUCCACAAGAAGGAUCUCACACUUGAUGGCACUCACCCCACUCUGCUGUAUGGAUACGGAGGGUUCAACAUCUCCAUUACCCCCUCAUUCAGUACGAGCAGGCUUAUCUUCAUACAGCAUCUUGGUGGAGUCUUUGCGAUUGCCAACAUCAGGGGAGGCGGGGAGUAUGGGGACCAGUGGCACAAAGGAGGGAUGAUGGGGUGCAAGCAGAACGUGUUUGAUGAUUUCAUUGCAGCUGGAGAGUACCUCAUUGCCAAUGGAUACACCUCCACAAACAAGCUGACCAUAAUGGGAGGGUCCAAUGGUGGACUGCUGGUGUGUGCCUGUGCUAACCAGAGGCCAGACUUAUUCAAGUGUGUCAUCUCACAAGUCGGAGUUCUAGAUAUGCUGAGGUUCCACAAGUUUACUAUCGGGCAUGCUUGGGUGACUGAUUUUGGUAAUCCAGACAAAGAAGAUGGUUUUGGAUGGAUAUACAAGUACUCUCCAGUCCAUAAUAUUUCUGUUCCUCCCGAGAACCAGCAAUAUCCGGCCAUGUUGCUAUUGACAGCAGACCAUGAUGACAGGGUUGUCCCCUUGCAUUCGUUCAAGUACAUGGCACAGCUACACCAUCUCAUGAGGGGCGUGGCCAAACAGACAAACCCAUUGAUGAUCCGGAUUGAGACAAAGGCUGGUCAUGGCGCUGGAAAACCCACCUCUAAAGUUAUUGAUGAGACUGCUGACAUCUAUGGAUUCGUGGCUGAGACUGUGGGAGCCGUGUGGACUUGAACUGAACCGUUUUAUCAUGAGAUUGUAGAGUGGUUUUAUUAUCAUAACACAUCAAGUAUGAGAAUAUUAAUUUAUUAUUAACUGAAAAAAACCAUAAAAUUUUUAUACCGCAUUUAUAA
Molecule: messenger RNA, 2299 nt
Organism: Halichondria panicea
Lineage: Eukaryota; Metazoa; Porifera; Demospongiae; Suberitida; Halichondriidae
Product: prolyl endopeptidase-like
Exons: 20
Coding region: 54-2180 (708 amino acids)
Biological process (GO): proteolysis
Cellular component (GO): cytosol
Molecular function (GO): serine-type endopeptidase activity; oligopeptidase activity
Source: RefSeq, a predicted model, not a curated record